CCGGUCCCGGAUCCUCUCGUCCUGCAGGACCUCCGCAUAGUCGUUUAGGCUCAGUCGUGGGGACUCCUACUUCUAGAGGAAACCUCGGCGCCAGACAGUCGGCUGGCAUAGGUCUAGGCUCAUCUGGGGGACCUGGCUCUCCGCCGAUUUCGGCAGCACGUGGCCUCCCUUUGGCCAGAGAUGCAUUGGGAGCUCUUGGAGGUGCAAAGGAUGCUGACGCUUUAAUUAAGGGUAGGUUAAAGGUGCUUUUGUUACCGUUUAUUAUGGCUCUCGUCCUAAGGGGGACAGCCUCAGCCAUAACAAGCGGGAAGAUAUGCGAACACCAAAAUAAACCUACCUCUAAUUUAAAUUCCACAGGAGUCGAGCCGAAUUCCGCAGGAGCAGCUACAGCCGCAGCAGCAGCCGCUAAGAAAGCAGCAGGUUUGAAGGCUAGGCAACAGCACAUGAUCGAUGACCCUUACGAGGGGAUCGAACGCCCCCUGAUCGACAACCGCCACUUGUUUCCCACUCGUGCUAUGUUGAGGAAGAUGGAGGAUGAAGUGAUCUCGCAAGGAACCGAAGUCGCCGAUGUGAGACCUCAUGUCUUGUCCGAGGAGCGCUCUCUCGAUGAGGUCAGCUACGUUGUGAUCAAAAAGAAGGAGUACAAUCGUCAAUCCUUGCGGCUGUUGAUGGAUGCAUGUGGGGUCAAGGAGAUUUCGGCGGAUGGAACUUAUCACUUUUUUCAAGAGCAGAUGAAUGCUGGCGCGGCUGGGGCUGCACCCUCUGCAAGCGCAGGCGCUGGAGCAGCAGCUAAUGCUUCUCUUUCUUUUGGCAAUAUCCUUGCAAGUUUUGGAAGUAAGAUCAAUGCUUCAGUAGGAG
Molecule: messenger RNA, 858 nt
Organism: Amoebophrya sp. A25
Lineage: Eukaryota; Dinophyceae; Syndiniales; Amoebophryaceae
Source: the annotation of a GenBank genome assembly